Messenger RNA from Plasmodium relictum, 1020 nucleotides. It is a transcript of the gene RFC3, whose product is annotated as replication factor C3, putative. The record is from RefSeq and is a predicted model, not a curated record. NCBI's taxonomy places the organism in Eukaryota, Apicomplexa, Aconoidasida, Haemosporida, Plasmodiidae. Bases 1 to 1020 code for a protein of 339 amino acids. Gene Ontology annotation, biological process: DNA repair; DNA-templated DNA replication. The transcript is spliced from 2 exons. Gene Ontology annotation, molecular function: DNA binding; ATP hydrolysis activity; ATP binding. Gene Ontology annotation, cellular component: nucleus; DNA replication factor C complex.
AUGAAAGGAGUAUCUCAAAUACUGAAAAAUGUAGAAAAAUAUAGACCAAAUGUAUUGAGUGACAUAAUUUCACAUGAACAAGUCAUAUCAACAAUAAGAAAGUUUGUUCAAAAGGGAGAAUUGCCCCAUUUACUUUUACAUGGACCACCAGGAACGGGAAAAACAUCAACUAUUUUAGCUGUGUGUAAAGAAUUAUAUGGAGAUUCAAGAAGUUCUUUUGUUUUAGAGUUAAAUGCUUCUGAUGAUAGAGGUAUAAAUGUUAUUAGAGAUCAAAUAAAGACAUUUGCUGAAUCAAAAAAUCAUUAUAAUACUUGUGAGAAAACAACAUUAAAAUUAAUUAUUUUAGAUGAAGCUGAUCAUAUGACAUUUCCAGCUCAAAAUGCAAUGAGAAGGAUUAUGGAAAAUUAUGCUAAAAAUGUUCGUUUUUGUUUAUUGUGUAAUUAUGUUAAUAAAAUAACUCCUGCUAUUCAAUCAAGAUGUACUGCAUUCAGAUUUUCUCCUCUGAAAAAAGAAUAUAUGAUGAACAAAGCUUUAGAUAUUGCUAAAUCAGAAAACGUUAAUGUUACGAAGGAAGGAUUAGAAAGUCUUAUUCGUGUUGGACAUGGGGAUAUGAGAAGAAUUUUAAAUUGCUUGCAAGUGGUAUCAUUAAGUCAUAAAAAUUUAACGAUUGAUGAAAAUAUUAUUUUAUCAACUUUAGAUAUUCCAUUACCUAAUGAAAUAAAACAAAUUUUAGAGCACUUUACUAAAAGUAGCAUAAAAGAAUCUUAUGAAUUCGUUAGUAAAUUGCAAUACAAUAAAGGCUAUUCAAUAAAAGAUAUUAUGAAAUGUUUAUAUGAUAUGGUAAUAACUUAUGAUUUUCCAGACUCUGCUUUUUGCCUUUUGCUUAAAAAUUUAGGAGAAAUUGAAGAAAGGUGUUCAUCUGGAGCAAGCGAACAAAUAACAUUAUCCGCUUUAAUAAGUUCAUUUGUCGAAUUUAGAGACGAACUUUUCAAAUUAAAAUAUGAUAUAAAAAAUAUAUAA